AAGUGAGUUGUUCGAGUAAACAUUGUUUUAACCCUCGUCCUAACGAGGGGUCAGUCUAUAAACUAGAAGUGGUCAAGCUGAUCGAUGCUGUGUUUUCCCACGGAUUAAGUUGAUAGAGUUUAGCGAUGAUGUACAUGUAUCACCCCCAAUCUUGUUUGAUUUUUCUAUCUUGAUCUUUCUUCUUAGGACAACUUAUAUAGGUUGUGACAACACAAGUACUGUAAACUUGCUGAAAGAUGAAUUCAGUAAUUAGAGGUUGGAUAUUAGAAUUGUUUUGAAGAAGGAUCAAAAAAAUGUGGAAGUUGACAGAAGCAGUUUAAAUUUAAGGUAUUUAGACCUUUUUCUGCAGUGUCGGAAGAUAAAAACUAGACUUAUGCAUAUUUGAACAACAAGAUAAGAAAUUUUGGCAUGUUUUGGAUCUUGUCCAAAAUUGUGUUCUGAGUUUAAUGCCCUAGAUUUGCAUUUUUAUUAGUUUGUGUUUUAUUUGAGGAAAACUUUAAAAAAUUCCAUUGUUAAUGAAAAGAAGAAAAAAGAUAUAUAAAGAACAUGAGUUAAGUAAGAUAAAGAUAAAAGGAGAAUUGUUUGGUGAAUAAUAAUAUGGACCGAGGAUCAACCUAAUACUCAUUAAUCAGACGUAAACACAAUCACACACACCAUCAACUGUCAUGUGAAGACACAGUGUUUGAAGAGCUAGUUAAUCAAUUCCAGUAUGUAUUGAAAAAAGAAGAAAUUACAAUUUGAAGCUCCAACUGGGCUAUAUAUUGCAGCUAAUUUUGAAAUGAAAGCCCAGGCCUAGUGUAUAUAAACCCCACUAUAGAAAACAGAAUUGAUUUGAGGGUGUACUACUACAGGUAUAAAGAAAGCAAGUUGAUCCACUGUUUAAAGCAAACAACAGUUUGUAUUGGUCGAUCAUAUAAAGUACUUAAACGAUUUUCAUUUCUCAGCUUUUCACUAAUAAUACAAACAUCAAUACAGCCAUUACAGGUUUAACAGUUCUCACGAUGGAUAGAUAGUACAUCGCAGAAACCAGGUCUGGAUAAGAUAACUGCCAGGACCCUGCAACUUACAGACUUACAACAAACGAGAAUUCCUUCAGGAUUAACUUUUUUUAAAAAAAAAAGAGAAAAAUUUAUACUGCCGAGGGAGAAUAAUAUCCGAAAAAUCCAAUCAUUCAUCCAAACCAUAACUGUGAUAUUUUAAUUUUUUUUUCAUAGUUUUAUUUCCAAAAUGGCAAGUUUCUUUCGUAGAAGACGAGGAUUGUUAUUUAAGGCCAUUAUCGCCGUUCCGUUAAUAUGGAUAUUAGCUGUGUUGUUAUUCAGUUCUAGUGGCAAAUUGACGUCCAGUCAAAAUGAUUUGUCAGUGGACAUAGAUAAACGAGAAAAACCUCUACAUCCGCCACCCAAGUCCCUUAAUAUAGAAAAGAAUUUUAAAAAUCUUGACAAUCAAAUAGACAGUGAACCUUUAGGACACGAUCGCAAGAUCCACGAAGUUGAUAGAAAUAUAGAAAGUAGAAAAUUAGAUGAUAAUUUAGAUAGUCGCGAACGUAAGAGUCGACAGCGUGAAAAGGAUAUGAAGUUAAGGUUUGAGCCUCGAGAAGAAGAUAACGAUGACACAGUAGAAAAAAAUCAUGACCCUAACGGGCCUGGUGAACAAGGUAAACCCAUCAAUAUUAAUAAAGAUACAUUAUCCAGUGACGAACGUAAAAAAUAUGACGAUGGUUGGCAGAAGAACGCCUACAACCAGUACGUCAGUGACAUGAUGUCAUUACAUCGGAGUUUACCAGACGUCAGAGACGUAGAAUGUAAAGAUGAAAAAUAUCGUAGAAAUCUUCCCGAUACGAGCGUAGUGGUGUGUUUCCAUAAUGAAGCCUGGACAGUAUUAUUGCGUACCAUACACAGUAUUUUAGAUCGAUCUCCGAAACACCUUAUUAAAGAAAUUAUACUGGUUGAUGAUUUCUCUGAUAUGGAUCAUUUAAAGAAACCAUUACAAGAGUACACAGAAAAGUUAGGGAAGGUGAAAAUAGUUAGAGCAAAGAAACGAGAAGGAUUAAUCCGAGCUCGAUUAUUAGGUUUUGCCGCUGCCACGGCAGAUACAGUAACAUUCCUAGAUUCUCAUUGUGAAUGUACAGAAGGUUGGUUAGAGCCUCUACUGGAUCGUAUUGCUGAAAAUAAAACAACAGUUGUCUGUCCAGUUAUUGACGUCAUAGAAGACGACACAUUUAAAUAUCAAUAUGGCAGUGCCAAAGCUACAAGUAUCGGUGGUUUUGAUUGGAACAUGCAGUUUACAUGGCAUGCUAUUCCUGAAUAUGAAAGAAGACGUAGAAACAAUGAUAUUGCUCCACUCAGAUCACCUACAAUGGCUGGAGGAUUAUUUACUAUUAGUAGAGAAUAUUUUGAACAUUUAGGAACGUAUGAUCCAGGAAUGGAUAUCUGGGGUGGUGAAAAUUUAGAGCUUUCUUUUAGGGUGUGGAUGUGUGGUGGUACGCUAGAAAUUAUUCCCUGUUCUCAUGUAGGUCAUAUUUUCCGUAAACGAAGUCCGUAUAAAUGGAGAACUGGAGUAAAUGUAGUGAAGAAGAAUUCUGUGCGUUUAGCGGAAGUUUGGAUGGAUGAAUAUAGAGAUUAUUAUUAUGAAAGAUUUAACCAUGACUUGGGUGAUUUUGGUGAUGUUACAGCCCGAAAAGAAUUGCGUAAAAACUUACAGUGUAAAAGUUUUGAUUGGUUUGUGAAGAAUGUUUAUCCAGAUUUAUUUGUACCUGGAGAAUCUAUUGCUUCAGGGGAGAUAAGAAGUAAAGCUAAACCUAUGUGUAUAGAUAGUCCAUCUGAUCACCAUAGUUACCAUAAACCAGUCAACAUGUGGCCAUGUCACGCACAAGGUGGAAAUCAGUAUUGGAUGUUGAGUAAAAACAGUGAAAUACGACGAGAUGACGGAUGUUUAGAUUAUUCGGGAGGUGAAGAUGUUAUUAUCUACCCUUGUCAUGGGCAGAAGGGAAAUCAAGAAUGGCAGUACAGAGCGGAUAACACUUUGUUCCAUGUCAACACACAAAAAUGUGCCGAGGUUUCAGUUGACGGGAAAAAAUUACUGAUGAAACACUGUACAGGAGUAGAUCGUCAAUUAUGGAAGUGGAAGAAGAAAACGCCCAAAAGUUAAUAAAUUCAUUCCAUUGAAAUCUUCUGUGUAGUGUGAUCAGGGGUUAAAUGGGGUUGGGUAGGGUUCAAAGGUCAUGACUGGGGUCAUGACUUAUAUAUAUAUAUACAUAUGUGUGUGUGUCUGUGUAUUAAUGAACAUAGUGCCUAUGCAAUUACCAAACUCAUCAUAUGGCUGUGAUUAACGGUUCAUUUGCCUUCUUUAUUGUAAACUUUUACUCUCCAAUCAUUGGUCGGAUGGUUAAUGUUGAAUAUUCAUAAGCUGAUAGAUCUAAUAUCAACUGUAAUUAAUUCAUUUGUCAUUUAUUAGAUGAUAACUUUAAUAUUAGGCAUUUUAUUUCUUUAUUUACUUAAGAUAUAUCUGUAGCUACUUAUUGAGUCAUUUCUAUAUUUAGACCAGGAGAAGUAAAUAUAUACAUACUUGAUAAGUCAUUUCUAUAUAUUUACUUAGACUAAGUCAUGCAGUCAUAAUAAGUAAGUCAUUUGUACUUCAUUUCUUAGAUCUUCAUUUUCUUAGAAUUGUAAGUUAUUGCCUACUUAUAUAUAGAGGAUAUUUGUCAUUUUAGAGUGAAUAACAUAUUUUAUUUCAUCGAGGAGCAAGAAAACUUAUAUUUUCACGAAUGCGUAGCAUGAGUGAAAAUAUAAACGUUUUCUUGCUUAGAGAUGAAAUAAAAUAUGUUAUUCACGACAAAACGACAAAUGUUCUCUUUAUUUUAUGAUUUUACAAUCAUUUUAGGUAAAAACAACUAGCCAGUGGAAUAACACUUUUAUUUCACUGAUAAAACGCGGUAUUCCACUACUGAUCAUAAAAUAAAAUAAGUUAUUACAUUUUUAAUCAAUCAGCCAUACUUACUGGUCAUUUGUACUUUAUUCAUUUUGAUUAAUACUUAAUUUUCCAAACAAAUUUUGUUAUCAUUUAUUUGUACAAUUAUGAUUAAUCACUCACUGAUUUAAAUUUAUUAUUUAUUUCAUAGUUGACUUGAUCAUCUAUUCUAUAUUUAACUCGAUCAUCUAUUCUAUAUUUCACUCAAUCAUCUAUUCUAUAGUUGACUUGAUAUAUUUGAUCAUCUAUCCUAUAUUUGACUCAGUCAUCUAUUCUAUAUUUGACUCAGUCAUCUAUUCUAUAUUUGACUCAGUCAUCUAUACUAUGAUUGACUUGCAUAUAUUUGAUUUGUCAAAGAAUCUGCAUCAUUUGAAUUUUAUCUUUUGUCAGCAGUAAUCGUUAACAGCGUUCUAUUGAUGAUUUGAUUGUAUGGCACUUUUAGAACAUUCCAAACAUGAGAAAAGUUGAGGUGUAAAAAACGGAAUAGAGUUAUGUACUUUCAUACUAGUUAAAAUUCCUGGAAAUUUGUUGUCUGCAAAUAAUGAAGUGAUUUCAGGUUUUAAUUAUUCAGUUAUAGACACCAUGAUUUUCACCACUCAGGCAACGCCUUUAUUAAAGUCAGUAAUGUAAUAUUACAUUUCAUGAUAGGUAAAAACUUCACUCCUAUGGCCCUGGGGCUAAAUUCAAGAAAAAACCUAAACUAAAAUAUCUGGAGAAUGCAGCCUCUUCAUUGGCCAAGAUUGAAAAUCUGUGAUAGCCAAUGAACUAUCAGUAUUCUUAAAAUAUUUUAGUUUAUGUUUAACCCAUGACAUUGGCUGAUGAAUGGUUUAACCCAUGACAUUGGCUGAUGAAUGGUUUAACCCAUGACAUUGGCUGAUGAAUGGUUGCAAUCAAUCGGCCAGUUUUGUAACAGUUGUAACAGAUGAUAGUAAUUUGUCGUUGCUCGUGGGUUGAUGUAGAGUUAUAUAAUGAUGCUUGUUUUAUUGUGAAGUCGGUCUUAAGAAAUCCAAAAUGAUCAUCAAACUUUAUACAAUAUAUUUGUUACGUUUUAUGUUUGAAAAUCCCUUUUUCCCCCCCAAACCCCCUUUUUAUUGCAGUCCUCCUAAAUCCUUUUUUCAGAUCCAUUAAUAAAAGGGGUGGAUACAACUUCAGGGACCUCAUAUAUGUACGUAUUUGUCAUUUUAUUUCAAAUCUACUUGCACUUUGAUCAUGACUUCUCAGUUUAUAAGAAUAUAGAAUAUACAUCUAUAAAAAUUUGUUGCUUUUUAAGAGAUAUUUAUCAUGCUAGAUAUUAUUAUAAUUAAUAAUUGUUGAUUAUUUUAAUAAUUGUUAAUGAGCUUUGGUAUGAGACGUAGAUCUUGUGGGUGUAUGUUUUGUUGCCUGGCAACCCAUCAGUGUAUUACCCGCAGAUCUUGUUUAGUACCAAAGCUAAAAUAUCAUUGGCUCGGCUUUUCACCAUGAUGGUGGCUUCAGGUUUUAGAUAUUGUCUCUUUCAUGUCCUUGAAUUUGUAAUUUUAUUCGUUUUGGAAUGUUUGUUAGAGAAAUUAUUAAAGAUUUUAUGUUAUUUGGUAAAAUCUGGCUAUGCAAAAAAUGGUCGAUCAGGAUGAAGGAUAGAUCACAGGUAAAUAUGAAAUAUUUACAAUCAGUUAUUCAAAAAAAAUGACCUAUGUGGAUUGACAGAACCUUCAAUCUGUCUGCAGUUGUUGCCUCUCUUGUCAUUCCAACUGCCAUCAUUUUGCUAGUCUGUUUUUGCCUUAUAAGGGUAUGUUAUGAUUAUAUAUUUAUAAAUAGUGUUUACAUUAUUAGAGAUUAUUUAUUGAAUGAUUAGAUAUAUAUGAAUUGUUUUGUACAUAUCCUUUAAAAUGUUUUGAUUUUUUGAUUUUUAGAAAUGCUUAUCUGCUGACUUUGCGUAAAAUUUUGGUUUGAAAACACGUUUGUAUUGGGAAAAAGUCCCUGGUAUAGUAUAUAAACACGUUUCUGUAGGUAUCCUCUUAGCUUUACAAACUAUUAAACGGGCAUUAUGGAAUAUUAGAUAAAGAGCUGACAGUUCUCACUAUAAUAGUUAAAAGCUAGAUAAUGUAAAGGGAAUAUGCUGAAAAUUUCAGCGUUUGAAUUUUAGGCCUAGCCUCGAUCAUCAUUACUAAAGUCGGUAUGAUAAAAAACAUAGUCUUGAUUAUCCAUUUUUAUACGUCCACAUUCAUAAUGUGAACGUAUUAUGCCGUCGCCCCUGUCUGUGUGUGUGUGUGUGUGUAUGUAUGUAUGUGUGUGUGUGUGUGUGUGUGUGUGUGUGUCUGUGGUUCGCCUACAGGGCGCAAUUCUUCAUGGAUUUUCUUCAAACUUGGUAUACUUAUUCCUUAUACCCCAAGGAAGAUCCCUAUUGUUUUUGGUGCAUGCCCGACCCCCCGGGGCAGAGCCACGCCCAUUUCUAGUAUUUGUUUGUUUGUCGUCUACAGGCCACAUUUCUUAACUAAUAAUCUUGAAACUUUGCAUACACAUUCUUUGUACCCUAAGGAACAUCCCUAUCGUUUGGGGUGCAUGCCCAACCCCCAGGGGCAGAGCCACGCCCAUUUUCUUUUCGUGUGUCUUUGUGUCGCCUACAGGGCGCAAUUCUUACUGGAUUUUCUUCAAACUUGGUAUACUUAUUCCUUAUACCCCAAGGAAGAUCCCUAUUGUUUUUGGUGCAUGCCCGACCCCCAGGGGCAGAGCCACGCCCAUUUUUUGUAUUUCUUUGUUUGUCAUCUACAGGCCCCAUUUCUUAACGUAUCAUAUUGAAACUUUGCAUACUUAUUCUUUGUACCCUAAGGAACAUCCCUAUCGUUUGGGGUGCAUGCCCAACCCCCAGGGACAGAGCCACGCCCGUUUUCUUUUUGUGUGGCUGUGUGUCGCCUACAGGCCACAAUUUUUAAGUCAUCACCUUGAAUCUUUACAUACUUGUUCCUUAUACCCUAAGGAUGAUCCCUAUUGUUUUUUGUGCAUUCCCGAUCCCCAGGGGCAGAGCCACGCCCAUUUCUUGUAUUUGUUUGUUUGUCGUCUACAGGCCGCAUUUCUUAACGCAUCAUAUUGAAACUUUGCAUACUUUUUCUUUAUACCCUAAGGAACACCCCUAUCGUUUGGGGCGCAUGCCGAACCCCCAGGGCCAGAGCCACGCCCAUUUUCUCUCUGUGUGUCUGUGUGUCGCCUACAGGCCACAAUUCUUAAUCGAUCGUCUUGAAAAAAUUUCAUAUGAAUUCCUUAUACCCUAAGGAUGAUCCCUAUUGUUCUUGGUGCAUGCCCGACCCCCAGUGGCAGAGCCACGCCCAUUUCUUGUAUUCAUUGUUUGUUAUCUACAGACCGCAUUUCGUAACGUAUCACCUUGAAACUUUGCAUGCUUACUCCUUCUAUCCUAAGGAACAUCCCUAUUGUUUGUGGUGAAUGCCCAGCCCCCAGGGACAGAGCCACACCCAUUUUCUUUUUGUGUGUCUGUAUGUCACUUACAGCCUGCAAUGCUUAAUCGAUCAUCUUGAAAACUUUUUUAUACUUAUACGUUAUACCCCAAGGCUGACCUCUAUUUUUUUGGUGAUUGCCCAACCCCCAGGGGCAGAGCCACACCCAUUUUUUUCUUUGUGUCUCUGUGAGUUGCAUACAGGCCACGAUUCCUAAUGGAUUGUCUUUGAACUUGGGAUAUGUUUUCCUUAUAGCCUAAGGACGACAACUGCAUGUCACACCCCCAGGGGCAGAGUCACGCCCAAUUUUUAUGUUUAUCGUUUACAGGCCCGAAUUCUGGAUGGAUCAACUUGGUAUUUGGCAUAUGUAUUCCUUAUAGCCUAAGGGCAUCAACUAUUGAUUUUGGUGAAUGCCCCAACGCCCAGGGGCAGAGCAACGUCCAGGGGCAGAGCAACGCCCAAUUUUUGCCUUUAACGCCCAAAGGCCACAAUUCUGAAAGGAUUAUUUUGGAACUUGGUGUACUUAUUCCUUAUACCCUAAGGACGGCAACUAUUGAUGUUGCCAUUUCAAUAACAGAAUGGUACCUGUUUAUAUUGUUUCCAUAUCCAACCCCCAUGGGCAGAGCCACGCCCAGUUUUUGUAUUUAUCGUCUACAGACUGCAAUUCUGAAUGGAUCAUCUUGGAACUUUGCAUAUUUAUUCCUUAUACCAUAAAGACAGCAACAAUUUAUUUUGAUACUUGCCCCGACCUCUUGGGGCAGUGUCACACCCACUUUAUUGUUAGUAUUUUGUCUGUAAAUUUGGCAAAACAAACCCGACGCCUAGCCUUCUUUGCCUCUGAUCAUAUUACAGCCAUUUCAUUUUCAUUCUCUUCAUUUUAAAAAGUACCAUAUCAAUCAAAGCUGGAAUGUGGACGUAUAUUGCAGCGUUAGCAAUGCUCUUGUUAGAUUAAAUCAUCAAUGAUCGUUGAGCAGCAAAUCAGAUUCAAAUCCAGGGAAAACCAUGUUAAUUUAUGUUUAAUUAAUAAUUCAGAUAACAUUUCAGACCUAAAGAAAGACCUGCAAUAGACAGAUUUAGCUCCUGCAUAAUGUAUAUUUAAUGAGGAUACUUGUUGAAAUGUUUGCUUAUAUAUUAAACCAGUGAUUGUUUUGUAACUGAUUCAUAAAAAUCGGGACAUAUGGAAUUUCAUUUUAACCAGAAGUGGCUUGGUAUUUGACCAGAACAUUAAUGUAUUUAAGAAAUUAAAAUAAAGAGUAAAAAUAUUUUUAAAAAUGAUAAUAGACUAGACAAAACUUACACACAACUAAAACUUACCACCACCAAAAUAUAUCUACCAAAGAUGAUGUUCCGAUGUAGUUUGUUUUUAUCGUAUCUUUUCUGUUCUUUACAAUAGUUUGUAUUUAUCACAUCAUUGGGUAAUUCAGGAUCCUAUUUAAUAGAAACUCAGAUCUCUUGAAAACAAUUUUAAUCUCAGAUUUGAAUUUUAAGAAUGUAAUAUCAUUAUGACAGGGCUCUUGAAAUUCGAAUUUCAAAUAUUUUAACCUUAAAAUAUGAAAAAUACAGUUAAAUUUAUAGCUUUUAUUUGUAAAAUUGCUUAAAUAUAUAUAUAUAUAUAUAUAAGAGAAUUGGGAUAACAGUAAAAUUUGUCAAUAUAUUCUUUGAACAAAAUAUCUGGCUAAUGUGAGGUAAACUAAUUAGAUGAAAAACUGUCAAAUUUUGAAAUGAAAGCCGUGGACUCUGAUAUACUGAUUUAACUCAGUGGUUUUUAUGUUAAAAUUGAUUUGAGAAGAAUUAAAUUUGAUGGCAUAUUUCUUUAUUAUGUAUGAUAAUCAAGUCUGAACUUCAAACCCACCCCUUAUAAUUUAUUUCUGGACAUUCAUUAUUAUCAUGAAAUAGUCCUGGGAGAUCAAGACUUGACAUAUAUAUAUCUUUUCGUAUCAUUCCUGUCUCAAUUUAUAACGCUGGUAAAUUUCAUCCUCAUAUUAGAUAAAUCAACAUUUCACUAAAUAUCUUUUAGUGGUAUUCAUAACAUCACACAUUACUUUCUAAUAAUUCUUGUCCAUCAUGUGUCUUGUGUUUUUCAUUGAUGGUGGACAAAAAUUGGCAGACCUCUUGGAAUAGGGUCCAAAAUUAAAUCGUCCAUUUCAUUGGAUUUUAUAAGUUGAUUUGUUUUGUGGAAUGACACUCUGUCUUCGUUGAAAAUUUUACAUCUAUAAGAUUUAACCGAUUUUGUGUUCCCCUGUUAACAGAGAAAACGAAAAGAGUUUAAAAAAAACCCCCAAAAUUAGUGAAUAAACUGACUAACAAGCUUGUCCCAUCACUAUACCAAAUCACACACCCCAUCAACAAACUCAAUACUUUAUUUUGACCUAAAUUAAACAGAUUCAGGUCCUUUAUAUUACACCAUUCUGUUUAUAAAACAAAUCAUAAAUUGAUUUCAGAUUCAUAUAAUUUAAUAUUUUCACUUAUAAAAAUCACAUUCUCAAAAUCAUAUUGAAAUAAAUUUACGCAAAAGCAAGUGUUUUUGUUGUCAGAUUUCAAUAGAUCAGCAAUUUUUGUAGCUAACCUAUUAUGGUGCUGUGUGUGUACUUUGUUAUUUAUUCUAAUAAUUUAUCCUAUUUACCGUAAAUUAAUUUGGUUUCUUGGGUCUCAAUUCUGCUGAUUUCAGUUAUAAAUAUAUUACGCAAAGAUCUUUUUCAUGUAAAUAAUUGUUUUAACUACCUGGCCCUGAGGUGAUGAAGCAUGCCUGGACAAUAUUAGGAAUUAACUCCAAUAAGUUAUUUUACACUUGACAAUAAUUACGAUUUUACUCUUGCUUCCUCCAGUCUUUUUGCUCUUUUGUCGGGUAUUAACCAGUCACAUGGUUUGCUUAUAUUAUUUGAGCUUCAUGUGAGGUGUGCACAGAAGUAUGGAAGUGAAAUAUUGAUUCUUGAGAACAAAAAAGUUAAAUAUAAAUAGUUUAUAUCAUUUAUUCCAAAUUCACCCAUAUUACCCGGGAUAUCAUCUACCACUCAAACUGGUAGGAUCUAAUUUAUAUCUGUAUUUAAAUGAGAUUCACUAUAAGUGAGAGAGGGAGAGAGAAAUGGGGUUUAAGGUCCACUCGACACAAACUAGGUCAUUUUGGGACUAACAUAUGGUUUAAUUUUAUUUCAAUAAUUCGCUUGCGCGUAGGGGUCUUUAGCAGUGGGAGGAAACCGGAGGACCCGGAGAAAACCCACGAGUUUGGACAGGCGACCCUACUCCUUGUCACGCACUAUAAGUGAAAUAAAAGUUUGCAUUAAGGGGUCGAAGAGAAAAUAUCUAUUUAUUAAUAAUUAAUUAACAAUAUUUUAUUCAGAUUCGAUUGGGGAACAGGCUUAACCUAUAUAAAAACCCGCUGUGUAAAUCCAGGGAUCAUUAUUAAAAAAAUUGUAAAAUUUCUCCAUGAAUGCUUCAGGACCAUGUGGUGUAUGUGGUGUCUAGUUUUUUUGUUUGGUAUAUAUUUCUUGUGUGUGUGAGGUAUAUAUAUAUAUUGCGAUUUGUAAUUAUGCAGGGUUUAAACUUUAUUUCAUCAUUCCGAGUAACCCUGAAGCAUCAUCUGUAGUAGACGGUAAGAGUAGUAGAAGUUGUCUUAAAAGUUAUUCGGAAUGGCGUUUCCCAUAGGUUUACGAACCCAAGUUUACGAGAAAAACAGCAUUGAAUUUAAUUAUUAUUAUAAUUAUUGUUUUUUGUACAUAGAUUGAAACAAGCUAUAUAUUUGUAUUGUAAAAAUUGUAAAUAAGAGGUCACGUUAUUGUGAAUUUAUUAAUGUAAAAAAAAACGUGUUGUUGAAAAUUCCUAUUUUGAUUGGUCACGUCAUUUAUCUAUGAAAAUGGCUGUCGAACAAUGCAGGAAUAUUCCACAAUGCUGUAAGGGAUUCUAAGACGUAGAAAAGAGGAAAGAUUUUUAAAUUUUAGUUGAAUUUUGAAAUAUCUUAGUUUGAAUAUUUGUAGCUAAAGCAAAAAUUAGGAAAUUACGCUAAAACUUUAGUUUGUAUAUCCGCGUGAACAAUACAAUCAAAUUAAUUGAGAUAUUGGAAUGUGUUGAGAUAACCAAAUAUGGUUGGAUAACAUCACAAUAUGUUAAGAAUGUGUAUUGAGAUAUACAAAAGCGUGUAUUGGUACAUGAAUAUUGCCAUGUGUAUUGAGAUAUCUAUCUGUGUAUUUCAAUGUCAUGAUGUGUAGUUAUCAUGUCUAAUGGGUUAUCUAAAUGUAUAUUGAGAUAUUAUCAUGUAUAGUGAUAUACAACAAUAUUUAUUGAUCACUGUGUAUUCUUAUAUCUACAUUUGUAGAUGCUGCAUGUAUUAAGAGACCCAUACUGAUGUGUAUUGAACUAUUGGAUGAGAUUGUGGAAUGUGUAUUGAACUAUUGGUUGAGAUAUUGCAAUGUAUAUUGAACUUGUUGAAUAUUUGAGAAUUGUAUUAAAAUCAAACUGACUGCUGUACUGUAUUUAUUAAGAAAAAAAUCCUGUAAUUGUGAUGGCCAUAUUCAAGUGCCUUUGAAUAAAUGUGAUUUUAUAUAAA
This is a messenger RNA of Patella vulgata (common limpet), 11928 nucleotides long. RefSeq names its product polypeptide N-acetylgalactosaminyltransferase 5. Gene Ontology annotation, cellular component: Golgi apparatus. The transcript has 16 exons. The coding region runs from base 1228 to 3147 and encodes 639 amino acids. The record is from RefSeq and is a predicted model, not a curated record. NCBI's taxonomy places the organism in Eukaryota, Metazoa, Mollusca, Gastropoda, Patellidae.